Messenger RNA from Morchella importuna, 2412 nucleotides. RefSeq lists its product as uncharacterized. Bases 1 to 2412 code for a protein of 803 amino acids. Gene Ontology annotation, cellular component: nucleus. Gene Ontology annotation, molecular function: DNA-binding transcription factor activity, RNA polymerase II-specific; zinc ion binding; DNA binding. Gene Ontology annotation, biological process: DNA-templated transcription. The transcript is spliced from 5 exons. The record is from RefSeq and is a predicted model, not a curated record. NCBI's taxonomy places the organism in Eukaryota, Fungi, Ascomycota, Pezizomycetes, Pezizales, Morchellaceae.
AUGAGUCUGAACAAGUCGGGCGAAAAUGGGAGUAGCGGUAAUAGCAUUAGUAGUAGUGGAGCGACAGCAGUCGCUACAACUGCUGGAGCAACAACUACUACUAAUGCUGCCCCCAGUACAGUCACCAAUAACACCUCCGGCACUUCUUCCUCUAGCGCUGUUCCCCAAGCGAACGCGACGAUAUCCACAAACGGAUCAUCCUCGACAUCCGCUGCCUCUCAAGCUCAGAAUCCUCCCCAGAAAUCAACCGGUAAUGCAGGAAAGUCCACUGGAUCCAGUGUCAAUGGAGAGAAUGGGACGAGUCGGGGUCGAAAAGACCGGCCUUGCGAUGCUUGCCGCAGGCGAAAGAGCAGGUGUGUCAUGAACGAGGGCGCAGAGAUAUGUGUACUUUGCCAGUUCCAUAGUCAGGAAUGUACCUUCGUGCAGUCGCCACAGCCACGGAAGCGACGAUUGGCAUCUUCCAGUGUUCAAGGCUCGGAAGAGCCAUCUGUGAAUAAGAAGCGAAGCAGGUCUACCGAGCCAGAUUCACCGCAAGAAACUCGCGGCAAUGUUUCGGUAGAUGACCACUCCAACCAACGUGGACAAUCGCUCCUCAAAGAGACUUUGGGUCUCCAGAGUAACCGGCACACUCAGUUGAUAGGCCCCACGAGCGAAUAUGAGUCUUGCUUGAUAGACUUGUGCCCAUUCGACAGCAAGGACGAGUAUUCACUCUCCUCCAUGGGGGGAUCUUUCCGCCGGAAUCGUGCACCCCUCAUUUCCGAUUCUGCACAAGAGGCCGCAGUUUACAUCCUUGCCCUCAACUGGUGGUCAUACGACAGGGACCUCUCUGCACUGAAGAAGCCUGAUGCUCAGGCACUCGAGAAGCUCGCUAGCAAGACAAUCUCUGACGUCAUGCACCGGCCUAAAUUAUCUACCGUCCAAGCCGGCCUUCUGCUUCUCCAGCAGCACUCAGAUCUCAAAAGUGGAAGUUGGGCACUAACGGCGCAGCUGGUGGCAGUUGGGCAAGACCUAGGCUUGCAUCUAGAUUGCACCUCGUGGAAGAUCCCUAGUUGGGAGCGCGGACUCCGAAAGCGUCUAGCAUGGGGACUUUUCAUGCAAGACAAAUGGGGCGCGCUAACCCAUGGCCGGCCCUCCCAUAUCACGAAAGCGAAUUGGGCAGUACCCCCCGUCAGUUCGGACGACUUUCCGGAACGGGCAGAGGACGAAUCUGACGACGAAGGGGGAUCAUCGGAGGUGGAGAAAGGUCGGAUGCUAUUCGAACAGAUGAUUGUGCUAAGUGGAAUAAUGGCAGAUGUUUUGGAGACAUUUUUCACGAUUGAAGCUCAGAGUGGACUGGGUGGACGCGGGGGUACGAACAGAGUUCUGGAGAGGGCGAAACCGAUUCAGAUACGGUUGAAGGAGUGGUUCACGAAACUGCCGGAUUGUCUUAGGAUGGAUUCAACAAGGUUGAGAAAAUUAUCUUCUAACGGCUAUCUCCAUCUUGCGUACUUUGCGACAGAAAUAACCCUCCACCGUCAAAUUCUCCGCUCCCUUACCCCACCAACCAAUGUCGACCCAUACCUGUUGCACAUUUGCCGUUCUGCAGCCAAAACUCGUCUCAUCUCCGCCAUGGACUUUGUCAACCGUCUCAAACCCGAACAUCUUCAAUCGUUCUGGUAUUUUGCUUCAAAGGUUAACUUUGCACUGAUCGGGACGUUCGGAUCGUUGCUUUGGGCGACUUCCCCGAGUGCACAGGAGGCCGAGUUCUAUAAAGCACGGCUCAGUGAGUAUAGGUGGACGCUUCGCGUUUCAUCACGAGGCGCAGAAUUCAUGGAAUAUGCUGUUGGUGUGCUAGAUGCCUCCGCCGGGCACUCCCAACAAGAGCAGUUCAAGAAGAAGGGGCUAGGAAGCGUGGCACCUGGAUACACAUCCACUGUAGGAGCUGGAGAGGGAUUCGGUUUGGGAAUGGGUGUUGGAAUGUCUGGAGGUGAAAUCCAACAGCAUCCAUCCAUCAUCAUGUCUCAACAAUGGCGUUCCAACGUUAUACCUCAUGAACGUGGGCAUACCCCCCCGGGAACUGGCGACGAGGACAGUGGAGACGAGAUGGACGAUGAGGGCGCAGAGACGGAUGGAUCUAGCACGUCAACCAGGCGUACUCGCGACCAAACAAACAGUCAAUCACCGAGCAUGAAGGCGUUCCACGGGUUUCCAUUCCACCACACUGAUAAUCCUUUCCCGCACAAUGAUCCGUUGGCAACCAACGCUUCCACGCCCACAUCCACCACUUCCUCUGCAAUGGACUUCUUUAUGAUCCCCCAUAAUAACAUGAUGACAAGAAAUAAUGUUGUAUCAGCUGUCGGAGGUGGAGGUGGGGAGCUGGAUUUCCUGGCGACCACGGCGGGGUGGCAUAGUCGAAGAGACGGGGAUGAUUAA